Messenger RNA from Adelges cooleyi (spruce gall adelgid), 4862 nucleotides. It is a transcript of the gene Duox, whose product is annotated as dual oxidase. Bases 212 to 4744 code for a protein of 1510 amino acids. Gene Ontology annotation, molecular function: superoxide-generating NAD(P)H oxidase activity; heme binding; peroxidase activity. The transcript has 22 exons. Gene Ontology annotation, biological process: defense response; response to oxidative stress; superoxide anion generation. Gene Ontology annotation, cellular component: NADPH oxidase complex; plasma membrane. Lineage: Eukaryota; Metazoa; Arthropoda; Insecta; Hemiptera; Adelgidae. The record is from RefSeq and is a predicted model, not a curated record.
GAGCAACGCACACAAACACACACACACGCAGACAAACACACGCAGACACCGGAUUCGAGCGAUCCGAAUUCGACGGCAAACACUGCAAGACCCGCGCACGGAAUUCUACGUACGGAAUAUUAUUCCGUUUCGCAUAAUAUUACACGCCUAAUUUGCGUCCCGUAAAUGUCAGCUCGUCGACAACGCCGUCGGAUCGAACGUUGACAACGCCAUGGCCGCCUCCGCCACGGGACGACGAUCGGUGGCCGCCGCCACUGUCCCGACGCUGCCGACCCUUUGCUUGUUCCUCGUCGCCAUAGCCACGGCCAUCGAAGCCCAAAAGAAAUUCAGCUUCACGGAAAAACAGCGGUACGAUGGUUGGUUCAACAACUUGGCGCAUCCCAACUGGGGUUCGGUUGACAGCCAAAUGACGAGGAAAACGCCACCCGCGUACUCAGACGGAGUGUACAUGAUGGCCGGCCAAGACAGACCGAGUCCCAGGAAGUUGAGUUCAUUGUUCAUGAAAGGAUCGGACGGUUUGCCGUCGUCCCACAACCGGACAGCUCUGUUGGCGUUUUUCGGUCAAGUGGUCAGCUCGGAAGUGGUGAUGGGCAGCGAAAGCGGAUGUCCCAUCGAAGUGCACGACAUCGAAAUAGACAAGUGCGACGACAUGUACGACCACGAGUGCGAAGGUGGAAAAUCGAUACCUUUUCACAGGGCUGGUUACGACCGAAACACCGGUCAAAGUCCAAAUACACCGAGACAACAGAUCAACCGAGUUACCAGCUGGAUCGACGGCAGCUUCAUUUACAGCACCAGCGAAGCGUGGGUGAACGCCAUGCGAUCGUUUAAAAACGGCACACUGCUGAGCGAUUCGGCUUCUGGAUUUCCAGUGCGCAACACGAAACGAGUGCCGUUGUUUAACAACCCCGUUCCUAAUAUUCUUCGGACCCUAAGUCCGGAAAGGCUCUUCUUGUUAGGAGAUCCCAGGAGUAAUCAAAAUCCGGCGUUGCUGUCGUUCGGAAUACUGUUGUUCAAGUGGCACAAUGUACUCGCCGGCAAGGUACAACAAGAGCAUCCCGACUGGUCCGACGAAGAAGUCUUCCAAAAAGCCAGACGUUACGUCAUAGCCACUCUUCAGAACAUCAUAGCGUACGAAUACAUUCCUGCGUUCCUGGGCCAAGAGCUACCAGAAUACACCGGGUACAAGUUGGACGUGCACCCCGGUGUAAGCCACGCGUUUCAGUCGGCCGCAUUCCGUUUCGGACACACGUUGAUACCGCCCGGGAUAUACAGAAGGGACGGGAAAUGCAAUUACAGAAAAACGGCCAUGGGCAAUCCGGCAUUGAGACUUUGUGCGUACUGGUGGGAUUCCAGCGACGUCAUGUCCGACAGCAGUGUCGAGGAAUUUAUGUUGGGAAUGGCUUCUCAGCUGGCUGAACGCGAAGACGCGGUUCUGUGUUCGGACGUCCGGGACAAAUUGUUCGGACCCAACGAAUUCUCCCGGAGAGAUCUAGGAGCCUUGAACAUAAUGAGAGGUCGAGACAACGGAUUGGCCGAUUACAAUACGAUUAGAACGUAUUUCCAACUUCCCAGAGUUGAGAAAUUCGAAGACAUCAACGAGGAACUGUUCGAACGUCACCCGGCGUUAGCUGCGAAAUUAGAAGAAGCCUACGGCAGUGUCGACGAUAUUGAUUUGUACAUCGGCGGAAUGCUGGAAUCCAAAGGCGGUCCCGGAGAAUUAUUUACCGCCGUUAUACUGGAUCAAUUCGUUCGGAUUCGGGAUUCGGAUCGGUUCUGGUUUGAAAACAGAAAUAACGAGAUGUUUACGGAUAAGGAGUUCGAAUGGAUUCGGACUGUGUCUCUUUGGGACAUAAUAGUCAACUGCACCGACAUAGAGCCGGACACAAUACAACGAGAAGUAUUUUUCUGGAACGACGGAGAUCCGUGUCCGCAACCUGGCCAAGUAGAACCGUCCACGUUGGAACCGUGCUCGUAUUUGAAGGGGUUCGAUUAUUUCGAAGGAAACGAGUUGGCCUACAUAUACGUUUGCAUAUUCUUGGGCGUGGUCCCGCUUAUAUGUGCCGGAGCUGGUUACGGUGUUGUCAAACUCCAGAACAAACGAAAGAGACACUUGAGGAUGAAACAAGAGGAGUUGAAAUCCGGUAACAAGACACACGGUAUAAUGGUGGACAAAAUGUCCGUCAGAGAGUGGUUACACGCGAACCAUAGACGUUUGGUAAAAGUGAGGUUCGGACCUCAAGCCAAUCUUCACACGGUUGACCGAAAAGGCGAAAAACUUAGAUCGGUAAACUUUGAAAACUGCGAUACAAUUACCGUUGAAGAAUCGCAGGCGGAAAGCGGAAAGAAAAAACGUCCGUUGGUGUUGAUUCGUGUGCCGAAAGACCACGAUCUCGUUCUUGAAUUCGAUUCGGUUGGCGAGAGACGGAAAUUCGUCAACAAAUUGGAAGCGUUCUUGAAUUCUCACAAAAAGCACCUGGUGACAAUGCAAGCUCCCAGAGAUUUCCUGUUGGCAAAGGCUGAAACGCGCGAGAGACGGCAGAGAAGACUGGAACACUUCUUUAGAGAAGCGUACGCUCUGACGUUUGGUCUUCGGCCGGGCGAAAGGAAAAGAAGCGACGAGGACGGAGAAGUAGUAAUGAGGACAUCUUUGUCGAAAGCCGAAUUUGCCUCGGCGUUGGGCAUGAAACCCGACGCAGUGUUUGUCCGGAUGAUGUUCAAUAUUGUGGACAAAGACGGAGACGGGAGAAUUUCUUUCCAAGAAUUUUUGGAUACCGUCGUGUUAUUUUCUCGGGGUAAAACCGAAGACAAACUUCGGAUCGUAUUUGACAUGUGCGAUAAUGAUCGCAACGGUGUCAUCGACAAAGGAGAAUUUUCCGAAAUGCUCAGGUCGUUGGUGGAAAUCGCCAGAACUACUAGUUUGUCCGAUGCUCAUGUCACCGAACUGAUCGACGGAAUGUUUCAAAACGCAGGACUGUCGAAUAAAGACUUUUUGACGUAUGCCGACUUCAAGUUGAUGAUGAAAGAAUACAAAGGUGACUUUGUCGCCAUCGGUUUGGAUUGUAAAGGAGCCAAGCAAAAUUUCCUGGACACUUCCACAAACGUCGCUAGAAUGACCAGUUUUCACGUCGACCCAUCAAUGCACGACGACAAGGGGAAAAUAAAGAGUCGCAUAGACUGUAUAGUAACGUACUUGGAAGAAAAUCGACAAAACAUAUUUUACUUGUUCAUAUUCUACGUGAUCACCAUAGCGUUAUUCGUUAAGCAAUUUAUAUAUUAUUCAUUUUUGGCCGAACACACUGAUCUUCGACACAUAAUGGGAGUGGGUAUAGCAGUGACGAGAGGUUCUGCGGCUGCCCUGUCGUUUGGCUAUUGCCUCUUGUUGCUAUCCAUGUCGAGGAAUUUGUUGACGAAACUCAAAGAUUUUUCCAUACAACAGUACAUACCUUUGGAUUCGCACAUACCGUUCCAUAAAGUGGUCGCUUGCACGGCAUUUUUCUUCUCCAUCAUACACACCGUCGGUCACAUCAUCAACUUCUACCAUGUUUCCACGCAGCCGCUUGAGAACAUCCAUUGCCUAACGUCGGAAAUACAUUUUUCUUCGGAUUACAAACCGGGCAUUUCGUUUUGGCUGUUCAAAACCAUCACCGGCAUUACCGGAGUGUUGUUGUUCGUGAUCAUGAUCACCAUAUUUACGUUCGCCCAUCCGAUCAUACGGAAAAAGGCGUACACCUAUUUCUGGUCGACGCACUGUCUGUAUGUAGCCAUGUAUGUGCUCAUGUUGUUGCAUGGACUGGCCAGGAUAACGGGACCGCCGACGUUCUGGAAGUACUUCAUCGGUCCGGGCAUCAUAUUCAUUCUGGACAAAGUGGUCAGCCUGAGGACCAAAUACAUGGCGUUGGAUAUCCUGGAAACGGAAUUGCUGCCAUCCGACGUUCUGAAAGUGAAGUUCUAUCGUCCGCCAAACUUCAAAUACCUUUCCGGACAAUGGGUGAGGUUGAAUUGUACGGCGCUCAAGUCCACCGAAUACCACUCGUUCACGUUGACGUCGGCUCCGCACGAAAACUUCUUGUCCUGUCACAUCAAGGCCCAAGGACAAUGGACGUGGAAACUGAGAAACUUCUUCGAUCCGAGUAAUAUCAACCCAGACUUCCAUCGGCCAAAGAUACGUCUCGAGGGUCCAUUUGGAGGCGGAAAUCAAGACUGGUACAAAUUCGAAGUGGCCGUCAUGGUGGGUGGAGGUAUAGGAGUGACACCGUACGCAUCCAUUCUAAACGAUUUGGUAUUCGGUACGUCCACGAAUCGUUAUUCCGGAGUAUCGUGUAAAAAAGUGUACUUUUUGUGGAUUUGUCCAUCGCACAAACAUUUCGAAUGGUUUAUUGACGUUUUGCGGGAUGUCGAAAAGAAAGAUGUCACCAACGUGCUCGAGAUCCAUAUAUUCAUCACGCAAUUUUUCCACAAGUUCGACUUGAGAACUACCAUGUUGUACAUAUGUGAAAAUCACUUCCAACGACUGAGCAAAAUGAGCAUGUUUACCGGUUUGAAAGCGGUCAAUCAUUUCGGUAGACCAGACAUGUCGUCGUUUUUGAAAUUCGUCCAAAAGAAACACAGCUACGUGAGCAAAAUCGGAGUGUUCAGCUGUGGUCCGAGACCUUUAACCAAGAGCGUUAUGUCAGCUUGCGAAGAAGUGAACAAAGGCAGAAAAUUACCAUAUUUCAUUCACCAUUUCGAAAACUUCGGAUAAACGCCAUCUCUUGACUACGUCUCUAAUUCUAAUAUAUAUAUAUAUAUAUAUAUAUAUGUAUUGUGAUCUUUGGCCAUUUUUAAUUUAGGUGCCACAUUUCCUAAUUAUUAAAAAAUUA